GUGGGGAGCGGCGGCGUGCUGUGCCUCAGUUUCCCGGCCCCGAAAGGCGGUCGGGGCCACGUGGGGAAGCGCUCGUUUCUGGCAUCCAGCGGGACGCUGUGUGGAAGGGACAGGUGAGGUUUCUGGAAUUCCCCCUCGGUCCUCGCAGGGUGCGGAGAAGGACCCGCACUCCCGAGACCUCACAGCGGGUUGCGGCCGCGCCCCUUCCCGAGGCCGUGACCUUGAGCGAGUCCCCUGCGCCGCUGGGCCCAUGUGCUCCCGCAGGUGAAGUAGUAUUAACGGUUCCUCGUCCGGGUUGAGGGCCCUGGAAAGCCUACGUGGGUGACGUGUGUCCCCCGGUGUCCCGCAGGGCUCUGGGGGCUCUUACCACGGAGAUGCCUCCUGAGCCUGUGUUGAUCGCGGAGGCGCGACCCGGCGGGAGUCCGACUCUUGUGCCUUGCCGGCCUCUAGCCUCUACCAGGCUGGGGCGGGGGUGGAGGAUGGGGACGCAGUUUCUGGAAUUGCCGCUGUGCUUGGGCGGAGAGGUGGAAGCCUCUCCUGGCUGAGAGCCAGGGCGGCCAAGGAGUUUCCGUUCACAGCACACGGAACCGGCUUUCCCUGACAGUAGGGGACCUGUUUUCUUAUCGAAGACACUCAAUUAGCUUUGACCAAGGAGUCCAUCCACACGGUCAGUGCCAAUCGUGUGCGGGCGUGGGAUGUCCCCUUGCACGCACGUGCACAGGGAGCUCCGGGGACGCGCUAGCAGUCGCCCCAAGCCCCCCCUUCAUGGCCUAGACCGUUGUCAGCACACGUCUUCCUCCCAUCCGCGGGGCGCCGCCCCUCACUUUUAUUUCAGACCCACCCUGUUGCCCCGUGCGAAGUUCACUAGCAUCUCUUCAGUCUUCUUGCUCCAUUGUUUUGUCUUUGGAAUCUUUAGGGCCCUCUGACAUGGUCUUGCAGAUUUUAGUUGCUUGUUCAGGAUCUGUUUCCAGCCCCGGAUCGGGAGCGCCUGUUGCUGCUCUGUGCCAAGACCUAGAACGGCCUGGGCUUGUAAAAGUUCUCAGAACUGCCUGGUGAAGUGGGAAUGAUUAUGGUAUCGAUGUGGAAACCAAGGCUUAGAGAAAUGAUGUGAUGUCCUCCCCACGGUCACAGCUGGCAAGUGUUGGAUUCAGUCUCUGGGAAUCUGGCUCCAGAACAAGGGACUUUUAGUCACACUUUACCUCAGUGGUAAAGCAGCUCUCUGCUGGGGGCGGGCACACGGGGAGGACCUCGGCUACGACUGCUGCGGUUCUCAUUGUUGGGAGUUAUCAUCAUGAUCCUUUUCCCCGUUCCUCUCAUGUCCAGAUCACUUACUGCCCCCACUGUCCUCAUAGGAACACCACCCUCUGUCGUCUCCAGCGGCUACCCCAGGGGAGGCCUUUCUCUGAGCCCUAAUUGCACUACGUACAAAGGCUGCCUCUACCUCCCCCUUGAGCCCAGCACGGAGCCCUGCCCUCAGGAGACCUGGGUCUCUCUGCACCUUCACCAGCAGCUGAGUAACAGGGUCUGACCCCAUCCAACAGCACCAGGCCAAGGCCACUACCUCUGUUUGACUUUCCAGGUUUUGGUUACCUUUAAGGACGUGGCUGUGACCUUCACCCAGGAAGAGUGGGGACAGCUGGAACUGGACCAGAGGGCCCUGUACCAGGAGGUGAUGCUGGAGACCUGUGGGCUUCUGGUCUCACUGGGGCACGAAGUCCCCGAAGCAGAGUUGACGCACCUGCUGGAACAUGGGCGGGAGCUGUGGACUGGAAAGGGAGGCCUCUUGUGGAGCACCUGCCCAGGUGACAGCACCAGACUUCAGACCAGAGACCCAAGCGCUUGUCAGCCGGUUUUGUCUGCGGGAGCCUGGCUCUGGGGAAGCCCGGCCCAGGGACCUUCAAGGGCCUCCAGGUUGGUGCAGGCCAGGGAUUGGGAAGGGCAUCUGGAAAUGCAGAAAGGUCGACUGACGCCUGGGAGGGACACUCACAAGACCCACCUUGAGAGAAUGAACCUUGAAGAUGACGGCUUGGGGACAGAGGACAGUCUGCACCUCCAGGUGUUGCAAAAGAGAGUCUCUCCGGGAGAGGUGCUCCGUGAGCGGGACCCACAGGGACCGGACAGAGGCUGCGCGCUUCGUGCAGGGAGUGACCUCUACAAAUGCAAGCAGUGUGGGAAAGGUUUUAACCGCAAGUGGUACCUCGCACGGCAUCAGCGGGUCCACACUGGCACAAAGCCCUACGAAUGCAACGCGUGCGGCAAAGCCUUCAGCCAGAGCUCGACCCUGAUCCGGCACUACCUCAUCCACACCGGGGAGAAACCAUACACGUGCCCGGAGUGCGGAAAGGCCUUCAAACGCAGGUCCUACCUCCUGCAGCACCGGCCGGUCCACACCGGGGAGAAGCCCUACGAGUGCGCCCAGUGUCGGAAGGCCUUCGCCCACCGCUCCACUUUCGUCCGGCACAGCCGCACCCACACGGGAGAGAAGCCCUUCGAGUGCAGGGCCUGCGAGCGGUCGUUCGGCAACCGAGCGCACCUGAUCCAGCACUACGUGGUGCACACGGGGCAGAAGCCGUACGAGUGCGCCGAGUGCGGCAAGGCCUUCCGCUGCGGCGCGGAGCUCCUGCAGCACCGGCGCGUGCACACCGGGGAGAGGCCUUUCGCGUGCGCCCAGUGCGGGAAGGCCUUCCACCGCAGCACCUACCUCCUGCAGCACUCGGUCGUCCACGCCGCGGAGGCGCCCCACCGCUGCCCCCAGUGCGGCAAGGCCUUCAAGCGCCGCUCACACCUGCUGCAGCACCGGCGGGUGCACCCCUGAGGGGGCCCCUCGCGCCCUCCCCCUGCGCCUCUGCCGGCCCGCCAGAGGGGUCCCCGGCGGGAAGCGCCGCUCGCCGUGCAGAACGGCGGGGAGAUUUGCUUGGCCCUCAGACGCGUGAGCGGCCCCACCGGGCAUGGGCCGCGUGCGGGCGGCCCCCCACCAUCGGACUCGAGCGGCGAACUGUGGGGGGCAGGGCACUCGGGCCGCCUCUGUCGGGGACGCACCGCGGAAGGAUGUUCCUGGCACAACCUAGGGGCCUCUAGCCAGAAGGGGCGCCUUCCCUGCCGUUGCAGAAUUCAGAACGAACGGGAGAUGUCAAUGUCGUUGCUGUGAGAAAACAAACCCAUGACACGUGGAGCGCUUACGGUCAGGUGGAGAGUCACGCAGAGCGGACACUGCGGGGGCCCUCCGGUGCCCGUGAAACGGCUGAGGGAGAGGACAGGGGGUACUGUGCACUUACACGGACGUCGGCCACAGGUCUGCCAUUUAGCCACCUCGGCAUUACUUUUAAAAGAAUAAAAAGAAGGGGUGGAAACAUAGACUUCAAAUGGAAGGAACGGAUGUCUUUACAAACUCUUUCACGUUUCCGUGCCGAACCUACUACAGUUUUUCGUAAGUUUUAAUGUUUUGGUGGGGGGUAUAUUUGAGAGGAAGGGUCUUAGCCCCCCCCCCCCCUUUUUUUUAAGUUUAUUUGUAUUUAUUUUUAGAGAGAGAGUGAGGGAGGGACGGAGAGAGAG
Messenger RNA from Lynx canadensis (Canada lynx), 3552 nucleotides. RefSeq names its product zinc finger protein 550 (gene ZNF550). NCBI's taxonomy places the organism in Eukaryota, Metazoa, Chordata, Mammalia, Carnivora, Felidae. Gene Ontology annotation, cellular component: nucleus. Bases 1673 to 2815 code for a protein of 380 amino acids. Gene Ontology annotation, molecular function: DNA-binding transcription factor activity, RNA polymerase II-specific; RNA polymerase II transcription regulatory region sequence-specific DNA binding. The transcript is spliced from 4 exons. The record is from RefSeq and is a predicted model, not a curated record. Gene Ontology annotation, biological process: regulation of cytokine production; regulation of immune system process; negative regulation of transcription by RNA polymerase II.